Solanum lycopersicum (tomato) is the source of this 3691-nucleotide messenger RNA. Lineage: Eukaryota; Viridiplantae; Streptophyta; Magnoliopsida; Solanales; Solanaceae. The record is from RefSeq and is a predicted model, not a curated record.
UCUUUAAGUACUACUCCUACUAUGAUAUUAUUUAUAGUAAAAAAGAAAAAGAAGCUUGCAGCUCAUCACAUUAGUGUUGUCACAUUUUCUGCAAAAACAAGUACUGCACAGAGAAGAAGAAGACGAUACGCUAACUCCAGUAACCGUCUCUGUUUUUUGUUUUUGUUUUUGUUGUAUUAGUAUCUCCAUUGCUCAAGGUUUGAAUCAGCACUCCUAUUUUGUGUUCACAUUACCGUUGUCCACGUUGUUUUUGUGGGCGAUUGUAUUCUAGAAACUUCUAGUAUGUUUUAGGAUUUUUAUGGAGUUUAUUUGAUAAUUUUUUUUUUCAGUGCACUUACUUGCUCUGUUUCCCUUUCCGUUCUCUCUCUCGGCAACUUUUUCUAUUCUUCAGGUAUGUAUGCGAUAGGUUGGUUUCAUAGGGUUUGGAUCAUUUGGUUUUUGAUCAUUGCUGUGUAUGGAUGUAUGGUUAACCGUUCUGCAGUUUCAAGUAGACGGAAAAAACUUUGGAUCAUUUGGUUUUUGAUCAUUGCUGUGUAUGGAUGUAUGGUUAAUCGUUCUACAGUUUCAAGUAGACGGAAAAAAACUAUGUACUCUAUGGGUUUUAAUGUUUCGAAAAAGAUGAAUGUGUGUUUUGGUAAAUUUUACUUAUUGCUCGUACAUUAUUUUUUUGCUUUCUUUUCUGGUUCAAUUUUGUAUAUGUUCUUGGUUUUUAUAGUUUAUACUGUGAUUUUAUUGAUCUUUUGUGUAUUUGGGUGAACUUGUGAAGUGUUUUUUGGGUAAGUGAUUGAAAAUUUGUGUGAUUUAUAUUUUGCUCAUCUCGUGGAUGUGUUGGACUUUAGAAGCAUAAAAUUUUUACUUUCUUAUGGCAUUGAUGAACUAUUGAAUUUGUCUUUUAUUUUGGUGGGUAUUUUCCUUUGCAUUGCAUUCUAAUAGCUCUCCUCCAUUUCAACCAUCCUAUUUUUAAUUCUAUCUGUUGCAUCUAUCAUACUGUUCUUUUGGAAUAUAAUGUCUAGAUAUCUAAAUUAUCCACAUUUAAGCCAGGGUUGUUGAAAGUGAAAAAAAUUCUAAGGUCGCUCUAAGCGCAAAGCACAAAUAAAGUGUGAGCUGGGUUUUAAUGAAAAAAACGCAAAUGAAGAAUAAAUACAACUAUAUAUGUUUAGUCCAAGACUAAUACGUAUAAGCAUGAAUAACAUGUAUGGACAAUGAAUUUGAUUUUUAUAAUGAUAAAAUAAGAUACCAAUUGAUUAGUGUCGUCACUUUGGGAGAUACUUAGAGCCUUGAUGACGGCAUUCAAACACGCAAUAAGCGAGGCAAAGCGCCGAGCAUGUUUUGAGCCUCGCUUAGGGUUUAAGUGUGCUUUAAACGCGCCUUUGACAACACAGAUCUCAACACUGUAAUCCCAUGUACAUUGCAUUGUAGGAGCUAACAUAUAUCGCAUAUAUCAUGUCUUUUUUGUUUAAAUAUUUAUUUUGGACAACAGCCGAUACUUGUCAUCAUUCGACAAUCAUGGAACUCCUUUUUUGAGUCUGGUAAAGUAUUGUGUAUAUCAGUAAAACAAAUCUUGUACUAAGUUGGUAGUUGGUACCAGAGAAUUACAAUCAUCGGAACAUUUCUGCAAGAAAAACAGAAGGAAAUGGUUCCAUCUAUACACGAUUCGAGUCCUGCGAUCUUCGAAAGAUUAACAUCAAAUUGUGAUAAGUAUCAAAUGUUCCCCCGUCAAGAAGCAGUGGAAGAAGAUAGUCCCGAAUUUAGUUGGGGUGCCAAGAAGGGAAAGGGUGCCCUUAACAAGGAUGUCCAAUUUUACAAGUCAUUCACUUAUGCUGGAGUCGAAUUCAACUUAUAUGAUUGUGUUUACAUGUAUCGUCAUGGUGAAGAGGAGCCAGACAUUGGUAAGAUUGUUAAGGUGUGGGAAACGAAAACACGGAAAAGGUUAGUCAAGGUGGUAUGGUUUUUCCGUCCCACCGAGGUAACUCAUUGGUUGGGUAAUACCAAGGUGCUUGACAAUGAGUUACUGUUGGCUUCAGGAGAAGGCGUAGGGCUUUCAAAUUGUAAUCCACUGGAAGCCAUCACCGGUAAAUGCAAUGUUGUCUGCAUAUCAAUUGAUAGGAGGAACCCUCAGCCAAAAGACAGAGAUUUGGAAACAGCUGAGUUUUUAUUUUAUCGCACCUUUGAUGUCGGCACUCAGGAGAUAUCUGAGGAAUUUCCAAGUUCAAUAGCACAAAUUGAAGUGGAGCACUUCUUUAAUAAGGUGACAGAUCUGAAGCAGCCUCUUCAUUAUGGAGGAAAAGCAAGUCUUGACAAGCCACAUUCAUUUGGAGGAGCAACAGUUAAAACAACACUGAAAGACGACCAACCAGGAAGAAACAGUCAGUCGACAUUGCCACGUGUGGCUCUGGUCAAGCAAACUAAAUCCUCCACAAAAGAUGUUGCUAUGGCAAGAACGGACAAGUGCACUACCAUUUCACAGUGUCAGGUGACAGAAUUGGUAGAAAGAGGCGGACAAGGCAGACAGGGCAAUGUUUCUAAGACGGACAAGACUGUUGCCAGAACUGAAGUAAAACAUUCAUAUUGUACCCCGUCUACUAAUGCUUUGAAGAAGAGGAAGCUUCAACACUUAUCAGAUACUAAAGCAUUUGACCAACAUAAGAUCAUGAAAUCCACAAAUCAGGUCAUUGAAGUAACAACAAGAGCGAAGGAGGCUGCUAGCACAUGGUUUAACGAAGGGCCAUGGUAUGAUAGACUCCAAGCAGCUCAAAAGCGUGGCACACUUGUGUUACUUGAGAAUCUUGAUCCUUCAUAUGCAUCAACAGAAGUGGAGGAUAUUGUUUGGCAUGCCUUAAGGCAAAAGGUUAGUGCAAAAAUGGUGCCGCAUAACACCUUCUCUAAUCCCCUAAAUGGAAAAGCAUUUGUUAUCUUCAAAUCAAGUGAGGCUGCAGAGACCGCCAUUUUUGAGUUGAAAAGGACGUGCCUUAUGUUAGGUGAUGGAAGGCCAGUUGUUGCUCGGAGGGGGACUAUACAGGAGCCGGUGAAAAGUAAAGACUUUCCUGGCCAUCUGUCCAUUGAAAAAAUCAAUUUUCAAAAGCUAGGAGAAGAAAUGAGAAAAGCAGUAUCAACCUCUCACUAUGCCCAGAGUAACACAAUAGAACAUGAGCUGGCGGUCGAAUGGCGUGUACUGCAGGAACAAUCAAACCGGUGGUGGAAAGCUUUACAUCAGGAACAAGCAGCAGAAAUUGAACAGCUUAGUAGCAAGUUGAAGAACCCUAUUAAGAACUCUGUAUAGGAUCUAACGACUCGUUUUGUUGGGUUUCUUGUGUCCAAGAAGCAUACAGAUGUGUGGACCCUUUCUGGAUAUGGGGUUUUGCACCUUAGUACAGAGUUUAUGUUUUUGUAUAAUAAUAUAAGGCAGCUUUUUUUGCAGCACAAACAAUGCAUCUUGUGUAGUUCACUGUGUUGGUGUGACUUCCAGAGCUGUGGGCAGAAGAUAACUAUAGGAUUAGUCAAAUAGCCCUUUUGAUGAACAACCCUUGAUUUAAGGUCAUUAUUAAAUCCAUUAGGUGAAAUUUUACAAACUUUUGUUGGGGACACCAAAAGUGUCCUUUCGCAAACUUAUAAUGGGCUAUUUAUGUUCAUUGUGAUAUUACAGGACAAAGUUUAACAAACCCUUAAACCUGAGGGAUAGUUUUGACAUUUU